UCUGAAUGUUCUGGGACCAGAAACGUCCCAGAAGUGUUUGCUGAAGGUCUUUAAGAUCUGAGCUCAGCUCUGCCUUUAAUUCAUCUGCUUUAUUUCAUAAAGUCUUGAUUUAAUGCUGUUGCUUUUAAUCCCUGACAUCUGCCUGUAAAGUGCUGUGUGUGUGUGUGUGUGUGUGUGUGUGUGUGUGUGUGUGUGAUGAGCUGAAACAGAAAUAAACCUGACAUGAGGUCAGAUGUGUCAGAAGCAGCUAAAGACGUGCGUCCUGGUGGAGGUUCGGGUUGGAGGUUCGGAUGCUGGUGAUCUGUUCGGUGACACAGCAGUUUGAAACUCAGACAUGUUGUUAAAGGAAACAAAUUCUCCAGUUUGACUUCAACUACGUGGACAGAACGUCAUCAGUGACGUGCUUUCGUGUGUGUGUGUGCGUGCGUGACCGCUCACACACACACCACCAGCUCCUCGCUGCCAUUGGUUCGUCCCCGGCCCGCCUCCUGCGAUAGGCGGACGGAGCGCAGCGCAGCGCAGAGGCUGGUACCGCUGAGGAUCCACGGAGAUCCACGCAGAACACUGAGGCACAAACAGCACAACGCUCCGUGGAGAACACACACACUUCACACCUGCGCACACCGUCACAGCCGUCGGGCCGCCGUGAAUCAGGGAGGACGCACUCUGCUGCGUAAAGUUUCCACAUUAGUCACUGUGGGAGGAUCGCCGGUUCCUGCGUGGAUUUCACAGUCUUUGUCUGGAUGAAGGUUUCCCACGGAGCUGCUGGGAGGAUCUCUGUGGACGUGACACGCGCUGUGGAACAUAUGGCUCUGCAGUAGCCGCAUCCAAGCCGCUCUCAUCAUUUAUUCUGCGUUUGAACUCGUCGUCGCGUCGUUUGGUUUUUGACUCUUGAGCACCGCGCAGGUUUCAGGACGCAGCGCGGAUUCAGCCAUGAACUUUGGUGUCAGUUUGGUUCGGGUCGUGUUGGCAGCGGUUCUGCACCUGUCCUCCGUAAAGACUGCCAGCCUGAACAAGGGAGUGGACAAGAGUAAAAAUGAAGUCGUCCCUUUCACCAAUGUCAUCACCAAGAGCAUGUGUCAGCCCAGAGAGGUUCUGGUGGACAUCUUCCAGGAGUAUCCAGAGGAUACGGAGCACACCUACAUCCCCUCCUGCGUGGUCCUCAGCCGCUGUGGAGGCUGCUGCAACGACGAAGCCAUGGAGUGCGUUCCAACAGAAACACGCAACGUCACUCUGCAGGUAAUGCGGUUCAGACCGAUGGUAACACAACAUACCGUUCAUUUAAGUUUCACAGAGCAUCAAAAGUGCGAUUGCAGAAUAAAGCCAGAUGUUCAAGCCAAGAAGUCAUACCACUGUGCACCUUGCUCAGAGAGAAGAAAGCGCUUGUUUGUGCAGGACCCUCUCACCUGUCAGUGCUCCUGCAAAUUCACUCAGUUAGACUGCAGGUCCAGGCAGCUUGAGUUAAACGAAAGAACUUGCAGAUGUGACACGCCAAGAAGAUGAGACCUGGAACACUGUUAUGAAGGAAUUCUUUUCUUGGAACAGCACUUUGAAAUCUGAGGAUGCAUUCCCUGCAAGGACACACCGACAACGCAAGACAGGACAUUCUGGAUGCACAUCUGGACAUGGCCUGUUUUCCGACUAAAGAUAUUAAUAUAUAUACGUACUUUUACUUUUACGUACAAUGUUCUGCUGCUACAUCGAAAAACAUAUUUAAAGUGACACGAAUGCGCUGCUGGCGUAUGAAUGGAAAUCUUUCAGUUCUGCUCGUGGACAGAGCUGAGAAAGGACGUUUUAUUAACUCUUCACUGGAUGCUCAUCUGCUGUGGACAUACAAUUCUCAUACUUGGUAUUAACUUCAUUGAGCAGUGCAGCAGAAUCUGAACUUCAAACUCCGACAGAAGCCAGAGGGGACAGAUGGAGGACUUCUCUUUGUACUUGAAGUGAACAGCAGGUCCAAGAAGUGUGUCCCUCAGCCAUGAUGUGAAGUUGUCUCCACUGUACAGCCUGACUCCAGCUGGUGUGAGAACACACCUGAAAAGUUCUCUGCCCAGAGUCCAGUGUCCUGAAGUAACUGUGGGUGCAGGUUCCAUACUGUGGUCAUGAAUAAUGUGAAGCUGAAGGGUUAUGUGACGAUAGCAAGAACCAGACUACAGAUUAAUGAUGAAGUUGUGGGAAGUUUAAAGAUCUCGGUCAAUAUUCAAACUGGA
Messenger RNA from Stegastes partitus (bicolor damselfish), 2210 nucleotides. It is a transcript of the gene vegfaa, whose product is annotated as vascular endothelial growth factor Aa. Gene Ontology annotation, molecular function: growth factor activity; heparin binding; vascular endothelial growth factor receptor binding. Bases 934 to 1503 code for a protein of 189 amino acids. Gene Ontology annotation, biological process: positive regulation of angiogenesis; positive regulation of endothelial cell proliferation; induction of positive chemotaxis. NCBI's taxonomy places the organism in Eukaryota, Metazoa, Chordata, Actinopteri, Pomacentridae. The transcript has 7 exons. The record is from RefSeq and is a predicted model, not a curated record. Gene Ontology annotation, cellular component: membrane.